AUGAGGCCAGAGGGGAGCCGCGUCAUGCUGAGUAGCAUUGUCAGGAAGGAGGGGGUAGACGAGUCUGACAGUCGCUCUAUCACUCCCAUGUUUGAAGAGGAGAGACCAAAGGAGAACGCGAAACUAAAAAACCAGGUGUCGCAACUGAAGAACCAGCUUAAAGAUCUGGAGGAUACUUUGAGAGAGAAAUCCCAGAGGGUCGAAAGAGUGCAGAGGUCAGAGAGAUCUCACAGGGCAGAGAAAUCGUACCGGUCAGAGAAAUCGCAUCGGUCAAAAAGGUCACAUCAGACUAGAAGGUCAGAGGGACGAGAACAGGAGUACUCCUCUGGUAAACAGGAACACAGGGUCCACAAGCGCCAUCACGCUCACAACUCGCCAAAGAAAAUAACGGAGCACGGGAGGUAUAAGGAUGAUAAGCGGGCUAGGACAUCAAAAACCCAUACCACUACCAGCCGGAGCCCAUUCUCCGCUGACAUCCUCGCGGACACUCUGCCGAGAAAUUACAAGCCUAUUUCACUGGAUUAUGACGGUACCACUGACCCGGAGGUGCACCUCAGCUGUUUCGAGGGUUUAGUAUCAUUACAUAUGUACAUAGAGGGCAUCAAGUGCCGAUUAUUCUACACCACUCUGACGGGACCUGCCCAGCUGUGGUUCGGAACGCUAGCCCCGAACUCCAUUCACUCAUUCGAGGGCUUGCGGACACAUUUUCUGAGACAAUUCGCGAGCUCGCGAAGGGUAGGGAAGUCAGCCAUCUCUUUAAUGGACAUCAAACAAGAUCAAAAUGAAACACUACGGGAGUAUACCACCCGGUUCAAUCUCGCUGCUCUGGAGGUACCAGAGGAGGAGUCACAGAUAAAGAAUUGUGCAUAUGUCAGAGGAUUGAAGCCGGGACUUUUCUUCGACGAAUUGCAAAUCAGACCAGCCAGGGAUUUCGAUGAUAUCAUGGCAAGGUUACCUGGGUAUUUACAGCUGGAGGACGCCCGGAUGGUGCGAAAGGCUGAAAAUGAUAGACAUAAGGCUAAAAGGGCAGAAGCUACACCGGAGCAGAAUAACAAGAGUCAGGACUGGGCACCUUUCAGAGGGUUGCCCCCGAGGGUUAUUCAGCCUCAAAUAGAAGUGCCACCUCGCCAACAGCGCACUGUAAACGAAGUCAACCGUUUCGACGAAUACACCCCCCCUGAAUAA
Salvia miltiorrhiza (redroot sage) is the source of this 1185-nucleotide messenger RNA. RefSeq lists its product as uncharacterized. Lineage: Eukaryota; Viridiplantae; Streptophyta; Magnoliopsida; Lamiales; Lamiaceae. The record is from RefSeq and is a predicted model, not a curated record. The coding region runs from base 1 to 1185 and encodes 394 amino acids. The transcript has a single exon.